This is a messenger RNA of Gregarina niphandrodes, 699 nucleotides long. RefSeq lists its product as hypothetical. The record is from RefSeq and is a predicted model, not a curated record. Bases 1 to 699 code for a protein of 232 amino acids. Lineage: Eukaryota; Apicomplexa; Conoidasida; Eugregarinorida; Gregarinidae. The transcript has a single exon.
AUGAGAUCAAGCUUAGUGAUUCUAGCACUUGCUGUUUCUGGGUUCAACAAGGAGAUGGACAUACGAAAGUGUGAGUUAUUCUACGAGCGCCUCCAAUGGAAGUUAAGCGAUCCGAGCGACUGGGAAUACUGUGCGGAACAGUGCACUACGCAAACAGAGAACUGUUCCUUUUACAAGCCAGCGAUCGACUGUGUCAAGAGCCUAGUAUUGGAGUGCAGGUUAGUCAACAAAGUGUAUAACAGGCCAGAUGAAGCAAGCAGCAGCGAGUUGGCGAGCGGCCGUAACCUGGGGAGCGGUAUUGGAAUGCUUAAUAGCCUUCUGGAUAUCUCUAAUGAAGGUGAACCUCUAGCUAGCGAGAUGAAAGAAACCGGAGAAGACCUUAUUGAUGCGUCGGUGAUUCCGAAGGAAGCAAGACACCAUCACCACCAUCAUGAUGACCAUCAUGAUGACCAUCAUGAUGACCAUCAUGAUGACCAUCAUGAUGACGACGAUGACGACGAUGACGACGAUGAUCGCAUGCAGCCAUGGAACCGCGCGAAGUGCGAAAUCUUUUUCAAGAUGAUUCAGUACAAACUUCCUGACCCCUCUCAGUGGGAGGCUUGCAAGCAGCAGUGUACCGACCUGGAAGGUACUUGCAUUGCUGGUAUACCUGCAAUCGAUUGCGUGAAGAAAACGAGUCCUAGCUGUCGCCCCCUGUAG